UCCUUUCUAGGAGAUCUUAUAAUUUCUGCCAGUGUUCACCUAAUGCAUGCUAUAAUGGCCAUUUCUAUUUGAUUAAUGAGCCGUUUGACUCGGCUACAGCUAAAGCAAAAGCAAAAGCAACAGCAGCAGUUGAAGAAGCUGUGCCCUUAGCCGAAAUCAUGGUAAAAAGGCGAGGGUAUUUCGUCUUGGAACUGGCAACAAUUUGCCCGGUUCUCAUGGGCUAAGUAACUUUCGGCCGUCAAACUAAUAAGCCACCUCAUCGCCAUCUAAUCUCAUCGCAUCAUCUCAUCGCCCAUCUCUCAACCAUAAUCCGUGUGAAAAUAAUAAUAAUCGGCGGCAGCUUCAUCAUGGUGGAGAUACAAAAGCCGCACUCGGCCCUAAAAAGACCAUCAGUUAUACGGGAAACGGUCGUUGUUAACAACAGUGCGCCGACCAUCAAAAAGGUGACUUUGGUGCCCAAGGACGAGGAACUGGUGGCCAUUUCUCCGGAGCGCCGCAACUGGCGUGGCAUCUUCAUCGCCCUGCUGGUGAUUGCCGCCGUCUUCAGCCUGAUCAUAUUCUCGAUCUUCCUGCUGUCGCCGGAGGAUGAGGGCCUGAGGAUCCGGGGUCGCCGGAUGCUGCCCAGCGACAUCCUGGGCAGGAGUCUGCAGUGGAAGCCCUUCAACGGCACCUGGAGCAAUGGUCGUGAGCUCAUUUAUCGCGAUCCCACGGGCGGCCUGUCCAUACUCAAUAUGGCCGAUCUCACCACACGCAUUCUUAUGACCAAUUCCACAUUCCGCCAACUAAAUGCGGAGUCGUUUCUUGUGGCACCUGACCAAAAAUACGUGCUCCUGCAAUCGGACAGCAAUGCCGAGGGCUCCAGACAUCACGUAUACGAGGUGCAGACGGCCAACACAUUUCCGCUGGGACCAACGGAGAAUAUAGCGGAGGCGCCACGCCUCCAACAUGUGGUGUGGGCGCCGGUGAAUCCGCCACCACCGCUGGCCGCUCCACCACCCAGUGGUGCCAAUGGUGCCACCACCACGAUGGCUCCUCUGCCCAGCGGCAGCAUAAUCCUGAACAGCCUGGCGGGGGCGGCCAAUGGGCCAGGAUCGACGGGAUCCCCCGGCUCCAACGCCGCCAAUCCCAAUCCCAAUCCCAAUGGCAAGGCCACUGGGCACACAUUGAACCAGGCCAUCGCCUUUGUCCAUCACAACGACAUAUACUACAAGCCCAAAGUGCAGGGCGAACUCGUCUGCCGGAUAACGCAGACGGGGUCGGGAUCGGGAUCGCCGGAGGGAGAGUCCCUGGGUGGCGUGGUCUUCAAUGGUGUCCCCGAUUGGACCUACGAAAAUGUUCCAGAGCUCGAGAGCCGGAGGAGCAGCAUGGAGUUCUCGCCGGACGGACUCUAUUUGGCCUUUCUCAGCUACAAUGACAGCGAGGUCAACGAGUACAAGUACACUUGGAUGGGCGACGACAUCAAGUAUCCGUCGGUGAUGAGCCAGCGCUACCCGAAGACGGGCUCCCGCAAUCCGAACGUGACGGUGAACGUGGUGAACCUGUCGGUGAUCAAGUACAUAUUCCCCACGCAGAUCAAGCUGCCCAGCGAGCUGGCCAACGGGAGCUAUGUGGGCGGACUGACCUGGGCCUCGGCCGGCGACCUCUCGGUGACGGUGACCAAUCGGGAGCAGACCAAGGCCACCACCGUGUUGUGCCGGGCGCCGCACUUCCACUGCCACUCGGUGCACACGGAGGUGACCAUCAACGAUGGCUGGGUGCUGCCGGCGGAGCGACCCAUCUUCUCGGCCCGCAACCAGGUGCAGCGGCAGGUGCCGGGCAAGCUCGUCCCGGGUGCGGAGGAGGUGCUCCCGGAGAGCCAGGUGAAUGUGACCGCGGGACAGAUGGCUGGCCAGACGACGCACGAGAUCAGCAAUGGCGGAUACCUGCUGAAGCGAUUGCCCGUGCGGGAUGGCGAGCACGGUCACUAUCGGCACGUGGUGUUCAUAUCCUCGCUGGACCGACGACCCGUUCCAUUGACCAUGGGCCGCUUCGAGGUCACCGAGAUCGUGGGAUGGGAUGAGCCGCACGAGAUCGUCUACUUCAUGGCCGCGCCGGAGAAGAGGCCCGGCGAAAGGCACCUGUACAAGAUCAGCCUGAAGCUGAAUGUCACCGAAUCGAACCGGACCUACAUCACCUCCACAUCGCCCACCUGUUUGACCUGCGACAACACCGAGUCCACCUAUCGGCUGCACCGGGCCAGGAUCUCGCAGAGGGGCGAUCGGUGGGAGGACAUAGUGGCUCGGCUGGAGCCAGACGAUUGCCUCUACGAUAUACCCAAGAACUGCCUGUACAAUCGGGUGCAGUUCAGCCAGGACUACAGCUACUAUGUGCAGGAGUGCCUCGGACCCGAGGCACCCAGUGUCUACCUCGUGGAGACGGCCAGCAAUGACAAGAUCUACGUGCUGAAUGCCGGCGAUGUCCUGCGCCACCGGCUCUCCCAGCUGGCCAUUCCGCAGUCGCGCACCUUCAGCGUGGAGAUCCGACAUGGCUUCCACGCCCAGGUGCGCCUCUUCCUGCCACCCGGAAUGCGGGAGGAGGAGGACGUGGCCUUCCCACUGGUGCUGCACGUUGACGCCUCGCCAGGAUCUCAGCUGGUGACAGAGCGCUUCCACGUGGACUGGAACUGGUAUUUGGCCAGCCAGCGGAGCUUCAUCGUGGCCCAGAUCGAUGGGCGUGGCAGUGGGUUCCAGGGCGAACUCCUCCGCACCCAAGUCCAUGGAAAACUGGGCACCGUCGAGGUGGAGGAUCAACUGGGCGUCCUGACAUACUUGCGGGACAACCUGAAGUUCAUCGAUCCCCUGAGGAUCUGCGCCUUUGGCUGGGGCUACGGCGGCUACGCCUCCUCCAUGAUGCUCAUCGACGACUCGCAGCAGGUGCUCCAGUGCGCGGUGGCCAUCAAUCCCAUAGUCAACUUUGGAUUCCACUAUUCCUUCUUCACGGAGCGCUACAUUCCGCUGAAGGGCGACUACUUGCGGGCUCUCCAGGAGGCGGACCUCACGAUGAAGGCGGGCAACAUCAAGGGGCGCAACCUGAUGCUGAUGCACGGCACCGCGGACACCCUGGUGCACCAGGAGCACACAUUGAUGCUGGUGCGGGCACUGGUGGAGCAGCAGGUGAAGUUCCGGCACCAGGUGUACCCCGACGAGGAUCACGCCAUCGCCAGGUCGCUGGGCCACGUCUACAAGACGAUGGAGUGGUACUUCGAUGAGUGCUUCGGCCCCGUCGACGACAACGAGUGGGACCCCACGGGUCUGUUUGUGUUCAAGCAAUAAU
Messenger RNA from Drosophila rhopaloa, 3312 nucleotides. Its product is annotated as inactive dipeptidyl peptidase 10. Lineage: Eukaryota; Metazoa; Arthropoda; Insecta; Diptera; Drosophilidae. The transcript is spliced from 9 exons. The coding region runs from base 348 to 3311 and encodes 987 amino acids. The record is from RefSeq and is a predicted model, not a curated record. Gene Ontology annotation, biological process: proteolysis. Gene Ontology annotation, molecular function: serine-type peptidase activity; dipeptidyl-peptidase activity.